Messenger RNA from Anoplopoma fimbria (sablefish), 2009 nucleotides. It is a transcript of the gene icmt, whose product is annotated as isoprenylcysteine carboxyl methyltransferase. Gene Ontology annotation, cellular component: endoplasmic reticulum; membrane. NCBI's taxonomy places the organism in Eukaryota, Metazoa, Chordata, Actinopteri, Perciformes, Anoplopomatidae. Gene Ontology annotation, molecular function: protein C-terminal S-isoprenylcysteine carboxyl O-methyltransferase activity. The record is from RefSeq and is a predicted model, not a curated record. The transcript is spliced from 5 exons. Gene Ontology annotation, biological process: C-terminal protein methylation. Bases 109 to 984 code for a protein of 291 amino acids.
UGCCUCUCCGGUGCGCCAGUGCCACAAGGAGAAUCUCGGGCUCUGUGCUUUUUUUUUUCUUUUUUUUUUAAGUUAUCGCGAUAGUUGCAAUAGCACGGUACUUCCAUCAUGGCAGGCAGUAAGUUGGUGCUAGAAGGAAGAGUAAGUAUAAAGACGUUUAUUUUAGGGCUCAGCGUGAUUGUAAUCCCAUUGAUCAGAACGUGGUUUGGACAUCUCGACUGGGUCUUCGAUUAUCUGACGGAAACUUCCGGGAAAAUAGUGAUCGGUCUCCACAUUGCAGUUAUCAACGGCCUCUUGCUCCUCGUAUACAAGGGACCUCUAUACAAGGUCGCAGUGAGAGCCUGCUUUCUGGGAGUCACUUUUGGCUGUGGCUUAAUUAUAAGCUUCUCUGAGACCACUUGGACCCAUUUCGGCUGGUACAUGUGCUCCCUGUCCUUCUUUCAUUACUCUGAAUACCUGGUGACGGCCAUCAUCAACCCUCGCAGCCUGUCGCUGGACUCAUUCCUGCUCAACCACAGUGUGGAGUACACGCUGGCGGCCGUCUCGUCAUGGGUGGAGUUCACCAUAGAGAAGCUGGCCGUUCCAGAGCUGAAGCAGCUGAACUGGUUGAGCGUCGUGGGCCUGCUCCUGGUGCUGUUUGGCGAGUUCCUGCGUAAGGCGGCCAUGUUGACAGCCGGCUCCAACUUCAACCACAUUGUCCAGAAUGAGAAGGCCCAGAGCCACGUGCUGGUCACCAGUGGGGUCUACUCCUACUUCAGACACCCCUCCUAUGUGGGCUGGUUCUUCUGGAGCACAGGGACACAGGUCAUGCUGUGUAACCCGGUGUGUAUAUUGGGCUACACGAUAGCCAGCUGGCGGUUCUUCCGGGAGCGGAUCGAGGAGGAGGAGCUUUCCCUCAUCCAUUUCUUUGCAGAGGACUAUGUGGAAUACAAGAAGAGGGUUCCCACCGGGCUGCCCUUCAUCUCAGGCAUCCGUGUCAACUAGUCCCAGGAGCUGGAUGCAGCACGUAACAGACUUAAAGCACUGAGGCAGGUCAGGCCUGGUGGGUGUGUGGCGUCUGCCAAGGCGACGGCGGCCCUCCAGAGGGAACCCCUGCAGCCGGUUCAGAGCCUGUAGCUCACUGACAAAGAUCAUGACAGCUGGGAUGGCGGCAAGCAGCCGGGCUGCUGUUUUUCUACCAACUUCCAGACCAGACAACCUCCACUGUACUAUAUGUAGUCCAAUAUCACCUACUCCAUCUGUUUCUGUUGUGUUUCUGUUUGCAUGCUUUUACCAUGCUUAGUGUUUCCCAUGAUAACCUGUUGUCUGUUACUAAUGAUCAUCAAUAUUAUCAAGAAGUGGCCACCACUGUAUGUCUCACUGUGUUUGUUUCCUCUGGGCCAUUUUUAAACACUCCUUGUGUUUUGUUUUUGUAAUGACCUCAGAGUGAAUCUAGAUCCCAGAUAUUGUGCUCUUGAAAGUCAAUUGAUCAACCGAUAGCAAAAUUCUAUUUCAAAAGCAGAGUUCCAACCAGUAGAGCAGUCGGUAUGCAUAUGUCAUGGACCUGACUCGCCCAACAACACUGCUAAGUACCAAUGUACACUGGUUUUAUGCCGUCGCCUCCUCAUAGCUCCAAAGCUCUUCCACAAGUUGUGGCUUUAGGGUUGAUUGAACAUACAAUUCCAAAUAUUUUCAGUAGUGUCUCUUUUAUUAUAUGAAGUUUUUUACUGUGGGAAAGACCCCUAUAUGAAAUAGAACAUGGAACUUUAGCUGUCCAGUGCGUCCAAACAGUGGUAAAGGGAACAAUAGCUGACAUUGCAUUUUUUUUUUUACAUUGCUUAACAUCCGCAUUACAAUUGUUAUUAUCCAGGAUAAAAUAUAACUGUAUAUGAUAUUAUUCCCAUAUCAAAAAUAAAUGGUCGGAGAGUUGAUAACCAAAUAGCUUAGCAAUGUUGUCUCAUCUGGAGCUUUUAAAGAUUUUAUUUGUCAUUUUCCUUUGUUUUGACUGAGGCCAUUGGACGUAGAACAUA